AUGGAAUACUCGUCUUGAACACCCCCACUCAAGGUCGUGGAGGCAGUUUCGACGAAUCUUUAACUACUUGUUUCGGUUAUCAUAUUAUCUUAGCCUGAUACCGUCUACUUUUGGCCGCAAGGUCGCAUACUUUGGUCCUUGGCCGAAUACCUAAUAACAUAAGCUGACAAUACACCUUCAAAUGCUUUCUAAAACACUUUUGAAGAGUUAUCAUAUCUGUUACUCCUCAUGGAGCACAGGUCGAUUACCAACAAUCAAACCAACUCUGUACUUAGCUCUUUGGAACGACUGUUAUCAGGUGCUACUCGUGGUCUUGACGUCCAUCUCCAUACUUCGGCGACAUGUUCUUUAAUCUACCCCCUUUCUUUCGCCUUAGAGAUUUCAAAAACACUUUUGUUCCUCAAGAAAAAUAUAACUACAAAUGGAUCUGAGAAAAUCAAACAAAGCAACUACUCACAUUCCAGUUAUUCCGAGAAUCCUUUAAGUUGUCCUGAUUAUUUUGGUCUUAAAAACUUGGUUAAUGUUACGGAUUUAUUCCAAGCUCGUGUUCAUUUGGGUCACCGAUCGGCGUUACGCAAUGAAUACAUGAAGCCAUAUAUUUACGGUUGUAGACAAGGUGUAGACAUAAUUGAUCUACAACAGACAUGUUCCUUGAUGUUUGAUGCACUUAAUUUCGCGGCUCACAUUGCCUAUCGUCAAGGAAUAAUACUCUUUAUGUACCAGAAUAAACAAAUGUUGCCUUUAAUUGAAAGAACUGCUGAAAAUGUUGGCGAGUAUUCCUACUGCCGCAAAUGGGAAGGUGGAGUAUUCACAAACUCAUCGGAUGUUUUUCAUGACUGUGUGAGGCUACCUGACUUAAUUCUUUUUCUCAGUACCUGUAAUUCAAUCUGCAGACCACAUUCUGCUGUACGAGAUGCGGCAAAGAUGCUCAUCCCAACAAUUGGUGUAGUUGAUACAAAUUCGGACCCCAGAUUGAUUAGCUAUCCUGUGCCCGGUAACGACGAUAGCCCUACAGCAGUACGUUUGUUUUGUGCGUUAUUCGCCGAAGCUAUUACAAGGGGCAAAAAGGCCGCUGCUCGAGAUCGAGUAUUAAAAGAGCAGCUAGACCGCCAGUCUGAGUCAUCAGAUAGCCUGGGAACAUCAGCAAUCGCAUAAUAAUAAUUUAAUCACUGCUCAAUAAACUUGUAUAUGUACAUGUAUAUAUAUAUAUAUAUAUUCGACUGAUGUGUUCAAAAGAAAAUAGCUCUUAUACUUUGUCGAUUCCUCAUCCCUGCUAAAUUUCUGUAACAAUGAUAUUGUAUGGCACAUGUCUGUACAACAAUACUAAUAAUCAUUUUAGAAAUUCACCAACGCCCUACUACUGGACACCCAAUGAGUUCAGUUACAACUGCGAACUGCAUUUAUCUGACCUAUUCAGAAACAUUUGUUUACACGUAAGAAAAACUGAGACAAUCUUAGCAGCACUGAAUACGAUUCGAUCUUUAUUCAGAAAGUAAAUACCACUGGUUUUACGUCGACACUCAGCCACUGAAUGUUUUGUUCCUUCAAUAAACCUAUUAUUUUGCUUUUUCCAUGAUUAGAUUCACCAUCAGUCAACUGGUAAUUUCAUAAAUAUAUGCAAUGCUCCGAAAACCUUAUUGAUCUAAUCAUACCGAUCCACUCAUGUUCGCUCCUUUAAAAGAUCAGGAUUUACAACACCUGAGCAGUAUGGUCUAUUUUAUAGGACAGUAGUCUACGCCACAGCUAAUACAACUUAGCAAAAGCCGAAAGGGUUUUUUAAGUCACUUACUUAACAAAGCCGUCGGGGCUUUCAGAA
Molecule: messenger RNA, 1816 nt
Organism: Schistosoma spindalis
Lineage: Eukaryota; Metazoa; Platyhelminthes; Trematoda; Strigeidida; Schistosomatidae
Source: the annotation of a GenBank genome assembly